UUAGGCUAUGGCCGCAAUGGGGCUGUCAGACGCAGAAUUGCGGGCGGAACUGCUGGGUCUGGGCUACCAGCCGGGACCGAUUACUGAUUCCACCCGCAAACUCUACGCUAAGAAGCUCACCCGCUUGCGGGCUGAAGUUGCUGCCGGGCUGAGGAGUCGCCGGGCGCACCCUCCGGGCUCGAGGAGCCCCGCGAGUGGCAGCCCCAAAGUAGCUCCUCGGGCCCGCGUCCUGGUUAGGAGAGAGAGUGAGGAUGAAGAGGGCGAGGACGAAGAGGAGGAGGGUGGCGGGAGUUACUCGCGUUCCCGCAGGGACACGGCGUGGGCGAGCGAAGCCCUGCCGCAGAGAAACCACUGGGGGACGGACAGCGGGGCGGCAGGAGUGGGGGUGAUUCCCAGCAGCUCUUGGGCGGGAAGCGGUGGGUUGAACCCCAAGAGGACGCGGCUGGAGACGGGAGGAGGAGGAUGGACACCUCCUUAUCUGGGUGGCACCCCAGACAGGCUCCCGUCCAGCAGCCACUAUGGGGCAACAUCGACAGGGGAAGGAGUGGGACUCAGUUCUAGCAAAUGGUGGGGAAAGGAGCAGGGCACGUCCCCUGGUGUGGGUGUGCCUUGGGGAUCAGUCACGGGAGAAAGCAGGACAGGCUUGAGCAACAGGACCUAUUUGGAGACAGAAAGGGGAAUAACUCCCACCUCCUAUUUGGGAUCAGGCCGAGAGGGGUUAAGCUAUAGGGCCCCAUGGACAGCAGUCAAAGACGCAAGGCCGUCUUCCAGAAGUUCCAAACCCCAGUGGAGUACAGGAAGAGAAUUAAGUCACAGUGCCCGUUGGGAUGGCACACGUCCAGGCAUAGGUUUGAGAGCCAGUACUCAGGGCACAGGAAGAAAGGGCCGGGGCCUGGAAUUUUAUCUCUCCUGGUUCUUGUGGCUGGCGACCUUGGGGCUGUUAGUAGUUUUCUUGGGCAUCCUCUGGGUGAAGAUGAUGGGACCUGCCCGACUGGAAGGGGCUGAGGACUUGAAGCUGUUGCCCCUAGAUUGUUCAGACAGGACAGAUGAUUUCUGUCAAGCAAAACAGGAAGAAACAGUAAUGAGCAUACUAUAUGAGUUAUAUAAUUACCUUGCAAUACAGGCUGGCAAAUUUGAGUGUGGAAAUGCUGAAAAUCUAGAAAGUAAAUGCAUUCAGGUUGAAGAAGCAAGAGAUUAUAUAGAGAAUGUGACUGGCCGCUCUGCAGCAAAAUUUAGGGAUGCCUUGCAGUGGUUACUGGACAAUCAGAAGGAUUCAGGUAUAUGGUUACAAGGCGAUGAUACUUCAGGAGAAGUUACUUCUGUCGACCAGGUGGUUUGUCUUGAGUCCACCCGUCCUCGAAUGAGUUUGGGAUGCCGUUUUCACCGAGCGCUAUGCACAGCCGUUACAAAUUUAUUUAUAUUCUUUUGGAGUUUAGCUUUCCUUUGGGGGAUUUUGCUUCUUCUGAAAUAUUACUGGCGGAAAAGAGAAGAGGAGGAGCGGGCCAUGUAUAAAAUGGUACAGAAAAUCAUAGCUGCUGUCCAGAAUCACUACAAAGAAUGGGAGCAGAAUUUGGAGCGAUACCCCUAUGUAGGCAUCCUGCACAUCAGAGACACACUCAUCCCACCACAGGACAGGAAAAUAAUGAAGCGAAUUUGGGACCGGGCAGUGGAUUUCCUAGCUUCCAAUGAGUCACGGAUUCAGACUGAGUCACACAGAGUAGCAGGAGAGGAUAUGCUGGUGUGGCGUUGGACACAACCUUCUUACUUGUCAGAUUCAGAGCACUAGCCCUGAAGAAAGGCCUAACCAGCUUUACAACACUGUGCAGGGGUCAUGUGCCCCAUUCUAGGUAGGGAAAGUGCUGUCUCUACUCAGGUGCGCUCUUUGACGCUAUUGUUCAAAUGUAUGAGAAGGAAGAAUGACUGUUGAAGGCAAUAAUUUGUCAGUAGGGAAUAUAAAAUGGAUAUGCAGAUGCACACCAAAGCUACCUUUUUCUGGCAUGUAUUUGACUUCCCAGGAAUAGCCCUCUGAAAAAGGAAAAUGUCCAGUUGGAAGAUGCCAUAGAUAGUUUUAUUCUGUGUUUGGAGAAAAAACUGUAUCUGACUUGCCACUUGGAUCAUCAGUGCUAAAACUAUUACAACGUAUUUUAAAGAGAAUUAGCAGCUGUUCAUUACACAAAUGUCAUGGGUGGAGAGUGAGGUGUUAAGAUGUUUGUGCUUACCAAUAGGAUCAGAAUUGCCUGCUUGUAGGGUAAUAGUGGGACUUAGAGGGUGUGUUCCAUGUGCCUUUGAAGACCGAUUGGGAAAGUGAGAGGGGCUUGUAGCAAUCUGCAGUCUUUGUGCUUUUUUCCCCUUAGAAGGUAACAGAAUAAUGUCAGCUCAGAGAACAUCGCUGAAUACAUUCUUGUAAAAAUAGCAAAAAGCCUGCAGUAAAAAAAGACUAGAGGGAGAACCCCAGAAAGCAACAGCCAUAAUCUGUUUCAUAUGUAGUCCAUGUGUGUUACUCUGGAAAAAAAUAAAAGGGGGUGGCUGCAGUGUUGAAUACAAAAAUGCCAUAGAAAUCAAGAAUUUGAACAGCACUGCAAUGAGUGGAAUGCUGUGCUCUAGCAAUACAGUAGCCUGUUAUGUUCAUAAACCAUAUUGACUGUCCCAAACAAUCAAGUGUGUGUCCUUUUAUUUUAAGAAAAUAUAUUGUACCAGAAUGCCAUCCACGCUUCUUGUAAUGUUAGAGAGUCUUUCAAUCAAAUAUGUGUCACUUCCAUACUGACUCGGGGCUUGCACCAGCCCAUUAUGAAUAUGGCCCUCUGUCCAGGAGGUGCUGUAAGCAGAGCAUGUAUGAAUUCAUAGUAAAGUGUGCACUUACAAGUCUCCAAAGACAAAGUGGGUUGAGGCUUUAUGCUGCCUCUGGCUUUCAACAAGCAUAUUAAUUCAUUUACACACAGAAGUGGUCCAAACUUGAAGUUUGCCCUUCUGCUCCCCCUGCUGGCUCUACUGAAAAAUUGAAGGGUUGGAGUUUUUCACCUGGGUGUCCUUCAAGGCUGCGGCAUUCAGCAAUUCAUUAUAUGCGUCCUGCUGAUUCAUCAGCGGUACAAAGAAAAGCAUCCUCCAUAAAUAAAGCACCAGGAGGUCUUAUUGGUUAAGUAGAAGAAAAUCCUGUAUUCAUUGAAUUUUAUCCCCACAUGUUGCCAUCUGUAGAGUCAGUGGUAUAUUAGAGGAAAAGAAGAGAUUUUAACAGAUGUCUCCAUGGCAUUAGCCAUCUUUUUACACAUACUCUCCUUAUUGAUCAAAGUGGAUAAUCAAGUGAAGGAAAGCCCUUGUGGUUAAUGAGUUCUUAAUUUCUGCUGAUGCUGGAAAAGUUUUCCACACUGCCUGCAUUCUUAGGGCUUUAAAACAUUUGUGGAUAUUUUUUACCAUCUGACUCAAGAGGAGAUGCCAAACAUGAUUAUUUUGUACAGUUGUUUAAACUGUUUCAUUGCUUUUUUAUGUAAAUGGGCUGGUGCUAUUUCUUUUACACUUGUCUCUGUACAUUUAUCUUGGGAAAUAAAAGUUUGUUACAAACUGGA
Messenger RNA from Sphaerodactylus townsendi, 3560 nucleotides. It is a transcript of the gene LEMD2, whose product is annotated as LEM domain nuclear envelope protein 2. Gene Ontology annotation, biological process: nuclear envelope organization; negative regulation of BMP signaling pathway. The record is from RefSeq and is a predicted model, not a curated record. The coding region runs from base 8 to 1786 and encodes 592 amino acids. Gene Ontology annotation, cellular component: nuclear inner membrane. Gene Ontology annotation, molecular function: chromatin DNA binding. NCBI's taxonomy places the organism in Eukaryota, Metazoa, Chordata, Lepidosauria, Squamata, Sphaerodactylidae. The transcript has 9 exons.